AUGUUGGUAUCGUCCUUUCUUUUUGAGCCCUCAAGCGGUCCACUAGAGGCGAUGCCUUUGUGCUAUUUACCUCCCUUGGUGGACAAACCCGGCUGCCAACGAUGCGGCCGACAGGAGGGGCCCCUCUUCGGAUUGAAUGAGUUGAAGCAGGAGACCAGCGCUCGAACCCGAUGCUUGGAGAGUGCGCGAGCAGCGAAGUGCAACGUGUGGGUCUUCCGGGUGGGGAGCUGUGAACUUUGGAACUGCAGCUCCAAAGAGGCCCUCCACAGGGCAGCAGACUCAGGCGUCGCUGAGCCGGAUGGCACUUUUCUGAAGGACUACCAUGGGCGUCUUGUGACCACCAGUCGGGACAGGACACUUGUCGCUGAAGAUACACCUGUGGCAUCUUUGGCAGUGGCCCUGCGGCCAACGGGCAGUGUUGCGAAGUUGCAGAGUGCCGACGGUCACUUUGUCACUGUAGCAUCUUCUGGAUCCUUGGAAGCUAGUCGGUGGGACGAUGGAGAGACCUUCAACAUCACCCGGGAAGGUGCCUACGUUCUGCUCCAGAGCCCUCGAGGACUGCUCCGCUCCGAUGGCACAGCCAUCAUGGUGAGCAGACGCGAAGGAAGGCCACCGGAGGAAGGCCUCUUCCGUGUCGUUCGUGGCCUGGACCUGCCCAGCGGUUCGAGAAAGGGCUGGACCCGCAACGACACGGAGCGUGUUUGGGUGCACAGCAGCUUGUGCAACUACCAGGAGCCCUUUGGCGGUGAAGGUGGCCGCGAGCGGCGGAGCGCCACCUAUGUGAAGCUCUGGGAAUGGAACUAUGUGGACGUCUUGAAGGAAUGCCAAGAAGUCUUGGGCCCCUCAGGGGUGACAGCUGUGCAGCUGUCUCCAGUAGCUGAGCACUUGGUGGGGCCUCAAUGGUGGGUCAGGUACCAGCCGGUGAGCGCUUCGUUGCACUCCCGCAGCGGCACGGCCGACGAGCUGCGCUCCGCCGUCGCGGGCUGCCGAACUGCAGGAGUUGAGGUGAUCAUCGACGUGGUUUUGAAUCACAUGGCUCGGCCCUGCCCAGCGGCACAAGAGUUGCUAGAAGGGACGCCCUGUGUUGGCUGGAAUGGAACUGCCUAUGGCAACCGGCGGACAGCAGGCGCGCGCGGUUGGGAUGCUGCCACACCGCUCCACUUCCAUCACCGUGGCAAGGAGAUUUGGGGAGCUUGUGGCGUCGGACCGGAGACAGGCUUCCUUUGCGGGUCGCCGGUGACCACUGACUGCAGCUGCUGCCCUUGUGACAUGUAUGGCUUGCCAGACUGGGAUCUCGCUGUUAAAGCGGUGGAGGAGUCUCAUGCCAGGCAUUUGGAGGAGUUGCACCGGAUGGGCGUCACCAUGCUCCGUAUAGAUGCCGCGCUGUACAUGGAGUCAGACUUGGUCUCAAGGUUCUUGAAUCGAUUUCCCUGGGAUAUGGUCUACCAGGAAUGGUGGCAUGAGCUUCCCCUACCGGGACGCACCGACGUCUUUGGCCUGUAUCGAGAUUUGAAGUUCAUGCGUCGCAUCGCCGAGUUCCUGGAUGUGGCGCCGCUGGCGCGAAGCCCGGAGGUGCUGAACGUCACCCGAGGGGAUUUCUACAUCAAUCCCAACGAGGCCGUGUAUCCCACUUGCUUUCAUGAUGGCCGAAGUGAUCGAGCUGAUCCGGCCGUGCCAACCUUCAAGAAUGGUUUGGCCUUCCACCAGCAGCAGCUGUUCAUGUUAGCCUCGCCCUUCCCGAUCACCGUGCUGCUUUGGGGCGGCUACGCCUGGCGACAGAUCGAUGACGGACCCCCCGGCUGCGAGCCAGGUGGGGCUGCCCGUUGCGUUGCUACGUCUCCUCAUCAAGAUGGCUGUAUGGCGACCCCAGGCGCCUCACCCUUGGCGGAAGGUGACGUGGAAGACCGGCGCUGGGUUUGCGAACACAGGUGGCAAGGCGUGGCUGGCCUUAUCCGCUUUCGCCGCAGCUGUCGACAGCCCAUGACUGAGUCCUGGCACUCAGGCCACGGCGGGACCCUGCUUUCGCCUGGGCACGUGGCUUUCCGCCUGGGCGGCAGCUGUUUUGUGGCCAUUGCACGAGGUGCCGGUCGCUGGCAGCUGAGCGGUUUAGCCACACAGCUGCCUCCCGGCCGCUACUGUGACUUGGGCUCCUGGGAUGGAAGGACCUGCGUUCGGGAGGUGGUGCUUGGGCCUGGUGGCCGAGUCCUCGAAGGAGGACCGGCUUGCCCCCAAGGCAAUCAGUGCGGCGGACAUGCAGCCCACACCGAGUCUUGA
Molecule: messenger RNA, 2274 nt
Organism: Durusdinium trenchii
Lineage: Eukaryota; Dinophyceae; Suessiales; Symbiodiniaceae
Source: the annotation of a GenBank genome assembly